CCCUCCCUCAGUCGAUUCGCGCCGCGCAACAGCGAACACGUACCGAAUUCACGUUCGCGCCACUAAUUUCUGAUUAAGAAUUCCUUUUGUCCUUUGUUUGGUGUUCUAUUUUUGUUUGGCAAUCAAUCGAUACAUUAAACAAUGGGUGAACUAGAGUGGACGAACGAAUUGGCGAUUCGUCUCAUUCAAGAAUAUGAGAAACGCCCCGAACUGUGGGACACGACCCACGAGAUGUACAGAGUUCAAACAUUGAAGUACGAGACGUGGUCGGAGCUGGCGCGGAUGUUCGACUGCGACAUUGCGGACUUGCGCAAGAAGCUGAACUCGUUGUUCGCGUCGCACCGCCGCGAGAAGGCGAAGGUUCGCGCCGGCGGGCGAUCCACGUGGUUCCUGUAUCCGUACAUGAGUUUCUUACCCUCGCAUAUCGGGAAUGACAGUGGAGAGGCUGUUGUUUACAUUUCGCCUCAACCGAAGGUCCGUCCGCCCGUCAAAGAACGUGCUCCACCGUCCUCCUCGGACAACGACGAAGACAACGAACAUGACCUCAUGGAGAACAAUAGCAACGAUGAAGACCUCAACUCUGUUCAGGAAGUCCUCAUCAAGCAAGAACCUAUCCACGUACAUUAUAAACAAAGGGCCAGAGCUCCCGCUAAAACCCACAAACCCCGAAUUACUAGGCCUUUAAAAAGAAGAGUCGUCAAAGAACAUCACAGCUCUAGUUCUAGUAGUUUUGUCAGCAACGUUCUGGAUAGUAGACUAGCGGAGGCGGUUAAGUUGUUAAGAAGGUCAGAAAUGACCAGGAAAAUGGAUGAAUGUGAUAGUUUCGCGAAAUACAUUGCCGAUUCAUUGAGAAAACACGACGAUAGAACACAGUCAAUGAUAAAGCAGGCGAUCAACAAUAUCCUGUUCGAACAGGAAAUGAAGAAGUAUAGCUCUAAUCAGCAAUAUGCUGUGGUUUUGGCUGGAAUUGAUGAGAAUCCCUUGAUAUUGAGCGAUCAGGAUGUCACUGAGAAAUAACUUUCUCUGAAUAAUUUGCUUUUGGCAUUCUUGGAGAAAAUGAUUGAUGGAACUGCGGGGAAAGAUUUUCUCCCGCGGCCAUAAUUUAUGAAGAUAGAAAAUUUGUUCGGUGAUUUAAACAAUCGAACUUCCUACUUAAAAUCGG
Messenger RNA from Hyposmocoma kahamanoa, 1162 nucleotides. RefSeq lists its product as uncharacterized. Gene Ontology annotation, cellular component: nucleus; transcription regulator complex. The record is from RefSeq and is a predicted model, not a curated record. The transcript has 2 exons. The coding region runs from base 142 to 1017 and encodes 291 amino acids. Gene Ontology annotation, biological process: regulation of transcription by RNA polymerase II. NCBI's taxonomy places the organism in Eukaryota, Metazoa, Arthropoda, Insecta, Lepidoptera, Cosmopterigidae.